Priapulus caudatus is the source of this 1935-nucleotide messenger RNA. RefSeq lists its product as uncharacterized. NCBI's taxonomy places the organism in Eukaryota, Metazoa, Priapulida, Priapulimorpha, Priapulimorphida, Priapulidae. Gene Ontology annotation, cellular component: membrane. The transcript is spliced from 2 exons. The record is from RefSeq and is a predicted model, not a curated record. Bases 446 to 1774 code for a protein of 442 amino acids. Gene Ontology annotation, molecular function: hexosyltransferase activity.
CAUAGAUGUAUAGCCCGUGGGUCACCGUUUCUGAUCACAGUGAUCGAGUGCUAGUCACAGCGUUAAAUCGAUUCAUUAUCAGGCUAGCUGGACUCAACUGGCGCGACACGGACGUUCGAAGACUGGGUCAACAGGAGAUAAUCGGCCAACAAUAAGUAUUACUAUCAGCGCAUCGGAGCGUGACGCUGGAUUACAGGCAUAUACAAUAGCGGGACUGGUGUGUGCAAGUAGUGUCGCGACGCGAUUAAACACGUCCAAAUAUCAUUCCUAGAUGACAGAGGCGCAAUAGAUGACAAUCUUCGACUAUGACAACCAGCCACUAUUUUAGUGCGUCGAUAUGGUGACAAUAUAUAGUCGGCCAAACAGGAGGCUUGCGACUCUGCGGCAUCGCGCCGGGAGUGCACGCUAACAUUUCCUGCUAUUAGCAGCGUCGUGAGCGCAGAGAAUGCAGCUGACGGCUUUUAUCCCCAUGCGUGCGAUGAUGCUGAACACGAGCCGCACAAACAUCUACUUCCUCGUGCUCGGAGCCGCUGCGAUGUUUUUCCUCACGACGCUAAUGAACGAAGCAACAGCGGUGCAUGACAAAGGCGACAGUGCAGAGCCGCGCCACGUCUCUGCGAUCACCCGAAGCCUAAACGGGGCAAAUGCGUCAACUGUUAGUAAUAAUCACGACAGACGACAACUCGUGAAAGAUCGCCGACAGGUGUCGCUUCCCCACCGCGUCGCGCCGCAGCGUGUCGGCGGUAGGAAGGCAUCCGUGGGAGAUCGAGACACGACGCGCAGGAAGACUCCGUGCAACCGAACCGAGAGCGCGAUUAUAUGCGAGGAUGGCACGAAGGUAGUAUUGCGCCCUGAAUUCUACUGGACACCAGACAGGACGUUGCCGCGCGCGCAAAGCACGGACCCCGGCUGGCAGCUGACCCUCGCUAGCUCAGCGUGCCGCCACCGUAGCCGCCCGAGCAUUCUGUUCGACGUUCACUCAAAGGCUGAUCAUGGCCGCCAUCGCGAUCUGAUUCGACGCACGUGGGCGUCGAAGGAGAAUCUUUCUGCGUUCAAUGCCGAGGUCUUCUUUAACCUGGCGACCGAUCUCGACGCGGGAGUGCGGCGGGACACAGACCGUGAGGCGGACGCCUACGGAGACAUUGUCCGCAGCGCGCAUGUUGAGCACUAUAGGAACAUGACGUAUAAGCAUGUAGCAGGGCUACGCUACUCGCUGCGUUACUGUGCCGGCGCGAAGUACGUCGUAAAGGUCGACGAUGAUUUCCACUUAAACGUGAGCGACCUCGCAAACGAUUUGGCGAUAUUUGCCAGCGACCCGUCGUUCGAGCAUGCGCAGAUAUUCUGCCGUGUUAUAGGCGGCCAACCGAAUCGGAGCCCGAGGAGCAAGUGGUUCACGCCGCGGGAUAUAUAUCCAGUCAGGUUAUAUCCCAGAUACUGCUUUGGUGGAGUCAUAAUUUACACUAUGGAAGCUGUAAGAAAAAUCGUCGAGGUUUCGCCAUAUCUUCCGUACUUCCACAUCGAUGACAUGCAUUUGACUGCUCACGUGGCGAAGGCUCUUAACAUAUAUCCUCAGCAAAAAAUUGUUUUGGACUUUGUCACUCCUCUAGAAAAUCUCGAUGAAACACGUGACGUGAUCUAUGAAGAUACUGGUAUCUUUACGAAUCAGCGAAUUACUUAUACGAUCUCGUUUAUAAAAAUGGCCAUCUUCCUGUUUCACAUGUACUCGACCAUGUCACGUAGCAAAACUAUUGUAAAAUACAAGUUACAGUGUUAACAUAGCAGAUUUCCCGCGUGAACUAUUAUUAUAUUGAUUGCUUCCGUCUGGAGGUUAAUAAUUUACUAAAUUUUGCAACUAGGUAAAGUUAUUUAUUUAAUUGUAUUCUUAACUGCAUCAUGCAUGAGAAGCCCUGUGAUGUUAUACAUAAAGACGCUAAC